AUGGAGGCGCCUCUCGAGCCGUCCGCACUGUCAUCAUAUCUGAGUAUCCAAAAGGCUCUGACGGCGGUCAGAAAGGACGGGAAAGGGAACCAGCUGGGCUGGGUCCCCUUCCGUCCCGAGCAACUGGAGUACUACCCGGAGAAGCCUGCGGACUGGGAGUCUGCUUGUGAGCAGCAGUGCGAAAAGCUGGGCAUCGACUUUGGCGAAAUAAAAAGUCACCUGGAGUGGGCGACGGGACUUGCGGGGUCUAUUGAGAAGGGCCAGAAGGCGUUCUGCUACGGCGCGGUGCAUCGGUUUCCGGAUCAUGACGUCAGGCACGCGCAGCUGGUCGUCAACCCGACCGCGGCUGCGCCUGCAAAGAAAGCGAAGGCAAGGUCUCAACUCGAGGGCGGUGAGAAAGGGCGUUCUUUCGAGGUUAACUUAACCGACUUUGACGUGGUCGCCCUCCUGCCGCACUGCUCCCCUGCUCCUUUUGGCGACCUGCUCACAGAGUCGACCAAGCUGGACCCCGACGUCCGGAGAGCGCUCGAAGCGCACUGCGACGUGAAGCUGGACUACAAGUACGAAGGCCGAGAAGAAUAUUCCUUUUCUUACCGGCAGAGGGAGACGAAGUAUCCCCGGCCCGUCUUCGAGCAUUAUUUGAAGGAGGCCGUGAAGGAUCACCUGAGCCAUGGGCAGGAGGUCAAGCUGGUGCCCUACAAGCUCAACAUCUACGGAGAGGGCGACUUUUUCAACCUCGCACCGAUCAAUCAACCAACCCGCAUCGGAGAGGGCGACUUUUUCAAGCCUCACACCGACACGCCCGUCAGCCCCCGCCUGUUCAUCGGCACCGUCGUGGUGUGCCUGCCGUCCGCGUUCUCCGGCGGGGAGCUCCUCGUAUCCCACGGCGACACGUGUCAAACGUUCGACUUCGCCGCCAAGUCCGGCGAACCCGGGCUGUACCAGUUCGCCGCGUUUUACGGCGACUGCCUGCACGAGAUCCGGCCCGUGACGCAGGGCCGCAGAGUGACGCUGACGUAUCACGUCUUGCGCAAGGAGGCGCGAGAGGGCCAGGAAGACGGCGAUGACGUCAUCUACCCGAGCGAAGACGGCAAGGUGUCGGAGUUUCCGCUGCCAAGCGGCGACGCCGUGCCGGAAAAGCUGACGGCGGAGCUGACGUCGGAGCUGCGCGCGCUUUCGGAGCUGGGGUACCCCCACGUGGGCUUCCUUCUGCAGCACGAGUACACCAUGAGCGGUCUCGGCCCGGAGGGCCUGAAGAGCAGCGACAAGUUCCUGUUCGACCUCCUCUCCCGGGCGUGGCCGUGCCGCUUCCUGCCGGUUCUUUAA
Molecule: messenger RNA, 1326 nt
Organism: Klebsormidium nitens
Lineage: Eukaryota; Viridiplantae; Streptophyta; Klebsormidiophyceae; Klebsormidiales; Klebsormidiaceae
Source: the annotation of a GenBank genome assembly